UCUAUUAUCUGUGGAUGACGUCACGUGAGAGCACGGCCACGUGCGGGGGCUAAUUUAAAUGAGCUCGGAGUGGCAUUGCCAGGCUGUAUGCUUUGACAACAACCUGCAGACAUGAAGUUCGUCCUGGUGUUGAUGGUAUCUGUACUGGCCCUCACCCUGGCCUGCGAGAAAGGGUCGGACUGCAACGCCAACGAGUGCUGCCUCAUUCAGGAGGAUGGCAGCCAGGUGUGUAAGCCACUCAAGCAAGCAGGAGAAGAGUGCCACGUGUUGAGUGGGCGGAGUCCUUACGAAAUACCAGAGUUUCCGGUGAAGGAGUGUCCGUGCGAGCGAUUCAUGCUGUGCAUAUCUCCAUCUUCUAUGCUGGGGGCCAAAGGCACGUGUCAGGGACUGCUGCUCAGCUAACUCACCCCUUGCCGGCUGGUUAUCUCACUGCGCAUGUGCGACAAUAAACACAUUCACAAAAAGAACCUGGGAGUCUGCCGCUUAUCUUUGUUUCCGUCUGAGUGCUCGAGACAACCGUCUGUGUGGAUGUAGUAGGGUCACUGAGCCGUGUCGUCCACUCAUGCAGCAGAAAGUCUGCCUUCAUCUUCCUUCAAUAUCUGUCUAUAAUAACACUGAUGCCAACAAUUUUGACACAUCACCAAAUAUUGUACAUAACACAAGCACCAACAGUUCUCUCAUCUGAGUGAGAGUACCUAUUUCAUUCGGAGGCCGCGGCGGGAACACUAUGCUCACACUUUCUGGUACAUUCUGUAACCUGUAGCCACACUACUACCAUACACUACGUUGUCUCUAAGCCACAGGUAAGGGUACAAUCACCUGUGGCACCGGCUGGUCCGUGAGACCCUGACUGUACCCAGGGUGUGCUUCAGCAUCUAGACAGCGGCAACAUUUGUGACUCGAUUGUUUUCUCAGGAAGCUGCCAUUGGCGCCAGACGAUCAUCAGCUUGAGUGCGUGUGUUUGACUGUGCGCCUGUGAUGUGUGUGCGCUGAAAGAGGAAAGAGAGAGAACACACAGAAUGGAGCAGAGAGAGGAGGGAGGAAGCGAAUGAGGGAGAGAGAACAAAAGGACUGAAAAGUUACAAACGGUUACACAUGCUCAGGCGCUCUCUUACCUCCCUUGCACGCGUGACUUCACUGCAAGGAGAGAAUUAAUUGCUCACCUGUCCCCUAGGCUACGGAUAGCAAGCAAUUUGUCACAAGGACCCGUUGUCAUGGUGACAAAUCGUUCCGACAUCUGACCCACAUUCACACGACUUUCUCCAAGUCGUCUGCAGCACCUGUGGCUAGACAGGAAGCUUUGUAGUCUCAUGCCUCGUUUUAGCAGUUAACUGGAAAAAAUCGUCUGCCAGCUGUCCAGGGAUAUUAGUUGGUGGCAGGACACCAGGAGCCCCUACUUGGUGACGGCCAAGCGAGUCUGUUAUGGCCACGUGACCCAGCACGAACGUUCUCGAAGACUGUGCUGACACUACCUUGAUGCUGCGGAGGCCAGAGAAAGAACCGACUUACAAACAUCAAGGUGGACCAGUCGUUCGUGCUUACCUGCAUGCUAUCGCCCGACACACGUGUGUCAGCUGCCGCGUCUCUCCAUGUCCUCCCCCCACCCCACCUACGACGGGUAGCAGUCAAGGGUCGAAUGAAUGAAGGACGCUGGGAGAGACGUCAAACAGGAAGUGGCGCUGCACAUGUCAGAAGGAGGACAGAGUCGUUUGUUAUUGCUGACACUCGUCACCUGACGACUGUAACGACAAUGCAGCACAUCAGUCUCUGUAUACGACACCAGCACAGCUGAGUGCGACACCCACACAGCUCUGCGCUCCCUGCCUCUCUCGCUCCACCUGCGACAUGCGCUCCAGCUCACCUCACCUGGCGGCGCUGCUCCUGUGGCUGCCUCACGUGCGGGGCUAUCCUACCUACGCUGACGUCAUUCCCAAUGGCGACCAGGUGUCGGUGCUGUGUCCAGACGGCGGUCAGCGGGUCACGUGGCUCGGUGUCGGUCAUUACAACGUUACGGGCAGCGGACCGCUCAACCCCUUCGGGGUGGAUUUCCUGAGUGCGGGCCGGGGUUGGUCGCCAGGCCUCUGUAGUGCCGACUCAGAUGGCGACGGGAGGUCCAACGGUGAAGAACUUGGUGACCCUGGCUGCACGUGGACCCUGGGCGCACCGCCCACGUUGACCACAAACAUUUCUCACCCAGGCAUCUGUGAGCCGGUGGACAGUGAACUGUGUCGUAUGCCAGCCAACGGUUCCACUGUUGCCUAUGACGUCAUCAGUUCCCUCUGCGCCCACACCGCAGUGUCUGACGACCCGCAUCCUCCAUGUGACACCCUCAUCCCUACUGCAGAUGUCCACAAGGCGACAUUCAGACUCAAGCCGCUGACGGUGUCCAAGAAAAGCGACAGCGUCAGGUGCGAGAGCUUUGUGUUCAACCCCGCCGGCAGCAGCGACGACUACCACGUCAUUGCUCUCGCGCCCAUCGCCAACAUCAGCGGGGUGGUCGCUCGCAUGAUGAUGUAUGUCUGUAAAGGUGAGAAGCUGGGCAGCAUCGGUGAAUGCAACACCACCCCAGAUCCUUCCUCUUGUGAGGUGAUGAGCGUGUGGAUGCCGCCUCUCAAAGACGAGUGUCUGCACCACAACACCGGCAUCCGCCUCGUGACGGGAGGACUCAAGUUCACGUCCUUCAUGCUGCAGGUACACCUGAGGAAGUCCACGGAGGAAUCUGAUCUGACUGGCGACUUCGGGGUCACCGUUUACUUCUCGUCCUCGUUCCGUCAACAAGACGCCGGCAUGUUGGUGGUGGGAAACGACUACAUCACCGUCCCUCCACAAUCCCCUGCGGCCAUCGUCACUUCCGACUGUACCAGCACGUGCACGCGCUCGCUGUUUAGUGGCGACAUUUACAUCACCUCUGCUAUCAGCUUUCUUCAAGAGCUCGGCACCGGUCAAGAGAUCACCAUCUACAGACAGGGCAGCGUGGCGACUGACCACAUCAACAUCACCUUCGCUGACUCUGAUGCAGCACGCAUGAUGACAUUCCAGAAUCCGAUCCUGGUGCAGCCUGGUGACGUCAUCAAGACCAGGUGUCGGUACAACUCCCUGGACAUCCACACCACAACCUUCAACAGCGAGGCUAACCCGGGUGCGCCGUGGGAGAGUUGUCGCGCCUACCUACGCUUCUACCCGGCGCAGCAUGCAGCGCCCAGCCCGACGUGUGUGUCAUGGAAGUCCCUCCUGACCUGUGACCCGGAGACUGAGGGAGGCUGCACGGCCGCCGAGCGCCUCAAGUUCGAGCACCAGAACGUGGUCCGCACGCAGGCCUACACCACAAUCACCACCUCGUGCCUGCCCUUUGGCCCCUGCACCAGCGAAUGCCGGGCGGCCAUUACGGAGGUCCAGGCUCGAGAGCCAUGCAUGGCCAGCUCGGACAGUUGGUUGCGACUCAAGGCCACGUCCCUGAUUACCAGCACCUUCGGUCAGUCUCUUCUCGCGAACCUCGCUGGCUGCGACCUGGACCUGUACAUCGACUCUGAGGCGGCGGCUGCAGAAGAGAGAGACAGGGAGGCGGCAUCCAGAAGCCAACUGCUCAGAAGAAAGGUCGUCUGCAGCAAGGGGACGCAGCCUUCCGUCGUAGCACUUCCCAUGUCUGUGGGCCUUCUCGCCAUCUUCAUCCUACUGACACUGGCUAGGAUCUGAUGUGCUUGUGGGUGACACUGGCUAGGAUCUGAUGUGCUUGUGGGUAACACGGGCUAGGAUCUGAUGUGCUUGUGGGUGACACUGGCUAGGAUCUGCCAAUUGUAUUCAAGACCAUCAUGUUAUUUUUCUUCCAAAAUGUCAGUUUGAACUUCUUGUAGAGCGGUGCGAUUGGCGUGGACAGGGUGAUACGAGAGGGCAGGACGAUUUUCCAUUCUCGUGUCACUUCUCUCCCUCUCACACACUCUACCCCUCACACAAUAACAAACAAACAAACAAACAAACAAACAAACAAACAAACAAACAAACAAACAAGACAGAUAUAGUGUUCCAGACGAAUCUUUAUUACAACAAUGUUCACCACUUUAUUAAUAGAUACAGCUGCUGGCCCUCUGAUUUCAAGCGACACAAGUGCCUGCAUGUAUAGCAUCACUGCGCGUGGACUCUUGUAGCUACACUGCACUGCAUGGUGACUACAGCACAUCACCUUGUCCACAACACCAGCAGACACCGCCACAUCGCAACUCACCAUCUGCUUCCUUCCCAGGGUGCUCGGAGCGCGGGCGGUUGUGAAGUCUUUAAUACACUACUGACAUAGAAGCAGCCUCGUUCUGAUUUCUAGUGUGUUCUAAAAUUCAGCAAGCAAAGUGCUGAGUUCGCUGGCAUGCAGAAGGAACCUGGACUUCUGCUAAAGAUGCAAUCAUCUCUGCCGUCUACGUACCGCCUGUAGAUUCUAUCGAUGAUGCAGUUGUUUUUUGAUUGCUGGUCUUCUAAGCAUACAAACACAUGCACAAGAUAUUUCUGAACCCUGAAAGCUAAGAAGGAAGGAAAGAAACAACAUGUGAAGUUGAGUGAAACGCAAUAUAAACUGUGUAUCAGCAAGACAGCUGACUACAGCUAUUGCUGCAAGUAUGUCGGAGCAUCAACAUCCACCCAGCCUAUAAAUAACGUGGAGAAUGAAGUUAACUAUUGCUGUAAGGGCAUCAACACCUUGGUAGCCUAGCAACAUGGCGAAUAAGGACCAGUUCCAGCCGUUCUGACAUCACAGCACCUUUGGUCAAGACUCGAGAAGAUCAGCCACCACUGCAACACUGGACAAAGUCGCGUGUCAACAGCGUUAAUUCAGUUUCUAAACAAAUCCCUGCUCUAAGGUGAGCGUCUGUCAAAAGACAAAAUAAAAUAAAA
Pomacea canaliculata is the source of this 4875-nucleotide messenger RNA. RefSeq lists its product as uncharacterized. The transcript has 12 exons. The coding region runs from base 1846 to 3693 and encodes 615 amino acids. Lineage: Eukaryota; Metazoa; Mollusca; Gastropoda; Architaenioglossa; Ampullariidae. The record is from RefSeq and is a predicted model, not a curated record. Gene Ontology annotation, molecular function: copper ion binding; oxidoreductase activity, acting on paired donors, with incorporation or reduction of molecular oxygen, reduced ascorbate as one donor, and incorporation of one atom of oxygen.